This is a messenger RNA of Culicoides brevitarsis, 929 nucleotides long. Its product is annotated as kynurenine formamidase. NCBI's taxonomy places the organism in Eukaryota, Metazoa, Arthropoda, Insecta, Diptera, Ceratopogonidae. The coding region runs from base 21 to 929 and encodes 302 amino acids. Gene Ontology annotation, molecular function: lipase activity. The record is from RefSeq and is a predicted model, not a curated record. The transcript has 3 exons.
CCAACGAAUAAACACUAAAAAUGGUUGAAUUUACUGAUUCCGAACUCGAAAAAUAUAAUUUUGAGUACUCACCAAGUGAACAUACCAAAAGGUACAAUGCUCCAGAUGAAGCUAUUCAAGCCCACAUAAAGUUGAUUGAAAAAGUCACUAAUAGAGUGCAACAUGAAUGCGGAUUUGUAGUUGAUAAUAAUGUCAAGUAUGGAAAUGAUGACGACGAGUUGUUAGACAUUUACUACAAUGAAUCAACGGUUAAUGAUGCGCCUCUUUUUGUCUAUAUUCACGGUGGCUACUGGCAGAUGUUGACAAAAGAUUCUUCAGCCUAUUGCGUGGAGCCUCUUGUUAGAGCUGGAUUUCGUGUUUUAAUUGUGAAUUAUUCGUUAUGUCCGAAAAUUCCGCUCACUGGUUUAAUUCAACAAAUUCGUAACUGUAUGAAAUUCAUUGGCAAUUACGGCAAAGAAAGGGGUGUAAAAUCCAUAAGUUUCUGUGGUCAUUCUGCUGGAGCACAUUUAAUCAUGAGCGCUUUAAGUGAUAAAAUCUUUUGGAAAUCCCUCGAAAACAAGAAAAUGAUAAAACAUCUCUACUUACUGUCAGGCGUUUACGAUUUAUCGAUAAUUCGGCACUUGUCUGUCGUUAACAACAAUAACAUUUUGGGACUAAACGAUCAAAAUACAACGGAAGUCAGUCCUUUACUCAACGACUUUUCACAUUUGAAGGAUUUUGAUUUGCGAUUCCACUUGUUUGUUGGAGAGCAUGAUAGUAAAACAUUUCAACUGCAUUCCGAUCGUAUGUAUGAACACUUGAAAAGUUACGUAACGGAAGAUCGGUGUUCAUGUGAAAUUCUACAAGGUUUUGAUCACUUUAAUAUUGUCGAAGAUUUGAGACUUGAAACUUUUUUAAUUAUGAAGAAGAUAAUUUCAAGUAAAAAUUAA